GCCGGCGCUUCGGUCUGCGGCAGGCGGGCGAUCAUGGCGCUGAGCAAUUUCCUCUUCGCCCAGUGCAUCUGCUACUUCCUCGCCUUCCUUUUCAGCUUCAUCGUGGUGGUGCCGCUAUCGGAGAACAGCAACGACUUCCACGGCCGCUGCCUGCUCUUCACCGAGGGCAUGUGGCUCAACGCCAACCUGACGGCCGAGCGGCAGCGCUUCACCGUUCAGGAGUGGGGACCCGAGUCCGCCUGCCGGUUCAGCCUCUUCGCCGGCCUCCUCUCCCUUCUUCUCGCCGCAGUGCAGGCCUGGAGGACCCUCUUUUUCCUUUGCAAAGGCCACGAGGACUCUUUCUUUUAUGCAUUCCUGAAUCUUCUGAUUAGCUCCUUCGUGGUUUUUGUCAUCUUUAUUGCCAGCACUAUUGUGACUGUUGGGUUUAACAUGUGGUGUGAUGCUAUUACUGAAAAAGGAAGCAUGCCAAAUAGUUGUGAAGAAUUACAAGAUAUAGAUCUUGAAUUGAAUUUAGAAAACUCAUCAUUCUAUGACCAGUUUGCCAUCACACAGUUUGGCCUCUGGGCUGCCUGGCUGACUUGGUUAGGAAUUACAAUAUUGGCCUUUUUGAAGGUUUAUCAUAAUUAUCGGCAGGAGGACCUCUUGGAUAGCCUGAUUCAUGAGAAGGAAUUUUUGUUGGGACGAUCUUCAUCACAAACUUCUUUUCAGGAAGAAAAAAGUGGCAUAAUCUAAUAUCUAAUAAGCCUCACUGCAUAGCAGAUUGUAGGUUGUGUAUUAUGGGUCUUAGCUGGAGGUAAAGAUAGAAAUUGAAUUGGCAUGCCUAGAAAACCUUUAAGGGAAAAAAAUGGAAUCUGGAAUUUAGCAUUCUGUUAAAUAGAUAUUGUCCAUAGAAUAUCCCUGUUAAAAUAUAACUAUAGCUCUCACAGUUACCUGAAUCACAAUUUAUGAUUCCUUUAAUUGUUCAGCGCUUUGUGAUUUUCAACUAUGUGUGCAACUUCUUUCUAUUGAAUAACCUGUGAUAUCACAUUAAUUUCUCAGGAUUAAUUUAGGAAAACCAAUUCACACGGACAAAACAUGAUAUGAAGCUGCAAGUAGACAUGUCAUAUAUGCUUGAACUAAAUUUUGGACUGCCACUGUGUGGAUUUGUUUACUUACCUAAAAAUGCCAUUUCUGUGAGUUUUUUUAGAUGUUUGAAGACAUAAUUUUGAUCCAUCUGCUUAACUGAACUCCACGUCCUAUCAGAAAUGAUGUUCUGCAUGAUAUGAGCAAUCCACAUUGAUAUCUAACCAUGUAUUUAUCCAAAUGAUGUGACUUUUCCUCUCAAAGUAGGGUGGAAAUGGAAUGAUUGGGUAUUUAUUAAAUAUAAUGUCAAAAGGGGGGAUUUAAUGUUUCCAUGAUAUAGAUAAAAUCCAUGGAAUAGAUAAAUCCAUGGAAACUUACACACUCAUGUUAAGUAUAUACCUCAGUAGGAGUUGGCCAUAUAGCUUGGACAAAAUUAUUUGUGGCCACUGGUGCUUUCUCUCUCUCUCUCCAUAAUUUCAAUGAAUAAGCCUUAGAUGUUGUCUUUUGGCUUCUAUGACAAAAUCAGAAAAACAAGAUAAAUGAACACUUAUUUUUUUAAUACAGCUAUGUGCCAAACCAUAUAUAUCUGAUGCAUGUGGAGCGGGUGUGGGGAGCUUUUGCUGAUGUAGUCUGAAACCACAAUUUAUAUGAUUUAGCUUCCAUCAAUUGACACCACAAUUAUGUGAACAAUAGCAAUUGUGGUUCAGUAUUGAAAGUAUGGCACUUAAUGAUUUUAGCCCAUUAAGUAUGGCAUUUAAUGAUAUUAGUGUUCCAAUUGUGCAUUGGAACACUGAAACUAUUCAAGCAUACUAUUAGCUGCUUAUCAUGUGACUCAACAGUUCUAGUCUACAGAUAAUAUUAUCUUGAUUAUUUAAGGAUAAACUGAAAAUAUUUCAGAAUCAGCAUCUAAAAAUGUGGUGCUGAAGAUUUGCCAGUUAAUUUGUUACACUUAUUUGUUUACACUUAUUUAUUAUUUAAUGCAACAUUUCCAAUGCUUCUGGAUCUGCAGCAGCAAUUGUUUGUGCGAAAUUGCAAAUUUGAAUUUUACUUUUUUUUAGUUUCAAGUUUCAUUUUGAAAAGUUGACAAACAAUGGCCUGCUGAUACAUGUUCUUAUAUUAUUAUAAUGAGGUAGACGACUUGCUGUAAGGAAUAAUCCUAGUAUAUUCUCCAGCUCUCCUCAAGGAAUUGCAGACUGCACUCUUGCUUAACUUUAACUUUGAGGUUGGCACGUGAAAGAUAUUAUUAUUGCUUAGUAAAAUACAGUGACAAUAUAUAUAGGAUAUUUGACAACAUCUCUUGUAAGCAAUUAAUAUAUCUUGCUUGCUUCUUCAUAUAUGGAACUAGCAUUUAUGCUAUAAAAUGUUAAUUAUAUAUUCCACUGUACUAGCGUUCAUUUUUGAUGUUGCUAUCUUAAAUCUCUGUGUGUAAUAUACAGUAUGGAAUGCAACUACCCAAAUCUAUAAAAUAAGCAUUUAAAUUGUUGGGCAGUUGCUUCCUGGUUGAAUUAGAAGAAUUUAUUUUAAUUAAACUAUUGUGGUGGCAAUCGAGAGCAUCCGCUUUUCAGAAAUUGAUGGAACUAAUAUAGAUCUUUUUCCACACCAUUUUCAAAACUUGUACAGGCAUAAAAGUGUUCGUGUUAGUGUUAUAUUUUGCAGUAUAAACCCUGACUGAGUUAUCCUUCUAAUAUAAUUUGAAAAGUAAAUUGUGCCCUUGAAAGGGAUCCUAUGGUAGCAAAAUUUACAUGGAAUUUAAAAGCAGGAAGCUAAGAAAAUAAUACUAUAACUUGAAGUGAAUUAUAAUUUUACAUAAAAGUUAGGUGCAAUUCUUACCUUUGUUCCAAGAGGAAAAACAAUUUAGUCUGCAUUAUCGAUGGAUACAGCUAUUUUUUUACAAAUAAGAAUCAAUUUGUGGAGUAAUUCAUCAGAUUAUUCUGGUAUGUCUUUGAAGUUACUUAUUUGAUAACCUGAAUGUCAGUCCCAAAGGUAUUUAUUUUAAAAAACCAAACAUUGUCAAUGGAGCUCUCUUCCAAGGAAUUAUAAGUAGGGUUUUAACUACUUAGUUCCAAAACUUUAAUGAGAGUAAGAAUAAAAUAAACCUGCAUUUUUCCCUACACCUUUAAUAAAUGUAGUCUUACACAGUGAUGCUUUCAUUAUUUACUAGCUGAUAACCUGGCAUUGCCCAGGUAUUUAUUUAUAGAGGGGAAAUGUCCCG
Molecule: messenger RNA, 3274 nt
Organism: Thamnophis sirtalis
Lineage: Eukaryota; Metazoa; Chordata; Lepidosauria; Squamata; Natricidae
Gene: TMEM179
Product: transmembrane protein 179
Source: RefSeq, a predicted model, not a curated record